Messenger RNA from Saccostrea cuccullata (small rock oyster), 473 nucleotides. RefSeq lists its product as uncharacterized. Bases 51 to 473 code for a protein of 140 amino acids. The transcript is spliced from 4 exons. The record is from RefSeq and is a predicted model, not a curated record. Lineage: Eukaryota; Metazoa; Mollusca; Bivalvia; Ostreida; Ostreidae.
CCUGCUGAUUAACUUUCCCGUUCAGACUUGUCUAGAAAAAAUUGACAAAAAUGCGAAAAAAAGGUUUGUCCAUUUAUGCGCUUUUAAAAGGAAAGGAAUACUUGAUGCACCUUCCUAUUCUUCUGUUUUUCACUUUGGCAGGAAGCCUCAGCGCCGAUUUCCCAUAUUGCCCGAGCCCAGUACAGAAGUACGCAUUUGAAUGUUUCACCGACUACAACACUCAGAUGUUAAACAUGAAGAAAAGCAGCGCCUCCCUAUUGUCCGGGGUAAAUGUAGAAAUACUGCGGGCUUUCUGCAGUUCCUACAAUACGGCCAUAGCCUGUAUCAGAAACAUUAAGGAAGUAUGUCCCACGUCCCUCCACCGGAAGAUAGAGGCGACACAGAUGAACCUAGAGGGCGCCCAUUCCGAGCUCUCGGAACUCUGCUCGGACGACAGUAUUUACGAACAAACUUACAAAAAACAGUCAAGAUGA